AUGAAGGCAGCUCACACGCCUAGAUCUCCAUAUCCAAGUGAUAAUGAAGGUUCACAGUCUGACUCAGACAUUCACAUUGAAGGAGAUGAGACAAUCCAAAAUGAAGACAGUACAAAAACUUCACUUGAUGAAGAAGCUCCCGUUACGAGAGGGCAACUCAAGGAAAUACAUGAAAAACUAUACUUGCUGCUUCAUGCUUUAAAGGCAUCAUCUACUGAUGAUUAUUCUCAAGCAACGGUCAAGUCCCUUCUUGACACCCUUACAAAAGAGCACUCUGCCAAACUUGAAAAUAUGAACAAUGCGGUAGAUGCUUCUACAACUGUCUGCAAAAACACGACCGAAACAGUCGAUAAACUAAUUACUGAUGCACGGGCAAAACUUUGGGAGGUUCACACUGGUCUUAAAAUUGACAAUGAUCAGUUUAAUUCAUCCAUCUCCUCGCAAAUAUUUAAGCUUCAAGAUGAUCUAGCUAUGGAGAGAAAAAUAAUGAAUGCUCUCGCUGUCAAGACUGAAAAGGUGAAAGUCUUGACAGUCAAACUAAAAAAUGCUGAGAAACAAGUCAAUGAUUUGUUAUCCGAAAAAGUCACUAUGAAAACAUGUAUCGCAGAGAUUAUUGGCAUGCUUUUAGAUAUCAUUGAGACUCGAGACUUAAUGAUUACGAUCAUGGUGAAGAAGCAUCUUGCUGAGAAACUAAGCCCUGUCUUCGCCAUGCUUCAUCGAUUGGAAGGUGUUCCGGAAUCUAGCUUCAUUCUGAAACAAGCGGGAGAAGGCAAAGAAAAACUUUUCAGUGAAGAAUCUAUUGUUGAAAACAACAAAGAUGAAGAGCUCGAUGAAAAUGGUAUCAAAAGAAGAAAAGAACGUGAAGAUGAAAUGGAUGAACAUCAAAGAAUAAUUCACGAGGAUGAAGUGAAAGAGAAAGUAGAAUUCGAAGCUCAGGUCACAUUGGAGAGUUGA
Molecule: messenger RNA, 954 nt
Organism: Lactuca saligna
Lineage: Eukaryota; Viridiplantae; Streptophyta; Magnoliopsida; Asterales; Asteraceae
Source: the annotation of a GenBank genome assembly